ACAUUGAGUUUUUUUUUGCGGGAGAACAAAAGAGUGAAAAAAUACUCAGACUUUCCUACGUCCCCCUGGUCACCCGGGUAUGUGUAUCUGUCUGAACACGCCCUAGUUGACAUCCUCUGGGCGAACGAAGAUACCAAGCAGCUGCUGGAGCGUAUUCUGCCUCUCAAUAAUGCUUCCAAGACUGCAAUGGGUUUGAUACAGGCUCUCUUUUGUGACAUUGGAGGUGAUCGCAUGGUUCGUGGAUAUCAAGACAAAGUAUCCCUGCAGUCACAGGACAAAGAUCUAACUCGGUUCAAACUCAAAGGGACGAUUUCUACCAACGGUCUAGUUCUGAAUCUACUUGCCUAUGACACAACCCAGACGAAGAGACAGCAGCAGUCUGACGUAGAUGAAGAAGACCCCAGCCAAGAACUGGAGCUUUCUCAGGGAUUUCUCAACACGACGUGUUCAAAGGCGGCCGGUGAAGACCUAACAGAUGAAGACUAUGCAAACAUAAACUGGAAGAGGAGCUCCAAGCUGCUUGAAAACGUUGAGCUCACAUUCAACAAACCAGGGCGAUGCCCAUCCGCAAACACCACAACUAUCGUCGGAUGUGAUCCUGGUAUUGUUAACGCCCUUACGUUUUCCUCGCUGGACCCUCACAACCCUAACUUGCGGCAAACGGUAAAGGUGAGAAGCAGGUUCUUGUACCUCCCUGUCCUCCGCUUCAAUCACCUGUUGAACAAAAGGAAGCGUGAAAAAGGAAUGAUUGAGGUUGAGAGCGCCAUCCCUGAGUCUCAGACACAGACAGGAUCAACGAAUUUGGAUGUGCUUCAAGAGUUCUACGAGUCCAGAUGGCACCUGAAAAAAAAAUGGGACCUACGAAAGGCUCAACGAGCUACGUUCGGCUACGCGGUACAGCGAGUGUUGAAGAUGCUUGGGGAUAAAGGAGUACUUGUCGUCGGCCUAGGGUCCUUUGAAAGUAGUAAAGGAGUUCCCAGCAAGCACACUGCUAUAACGAGGCAUCUUGUCACACAGGUCAAAGCACGAGGACACUUCGCUGUAGGAGCGCACGAAUUUUACACCAGCGCCCGCUGUCCCCGACCCCUCUGCGAUAGCUUUUUAGAGACGGUGUACCCUCGCUCUAAAUAUUGCAGGACAUGUAAGGUAUUCUUCGACCGUGACGCAGUAGGGGCGGAAAACAUCGCAAGAAUCGGUCUUGCUCAAAUUGAGAGACAAGAGAGACCUGCAAAGUACAAGCCCACGGAAGAGUCGCCUGCUCCGGCUGCAAAGCGCGCACGACGCUAGACACAAGUAUUUGGGUGCCGGCACAC
This is a messenger RNA of Lobosporangium transversale, 1313 nucleotides long. RefSeq lists its product as hypothetical. The transcript is spliced from 4 exons. The annotation marks the transcript as partial. The record is from RefSeq and is a predicted model, not a curated record. Lineage: Eukaryota; Fungi; Mortierellomycota; Mortierellomycetes; Mortierellales; Mortierellaceae.